CCCAAUUGGUGAUGAUAUGAGGGGAGUGAGGCCCAUGUAAAAAAGCCCAAUCCAAAGAGCUUUAACAAAAUUUCUUUGCUCUCUCUACUGGAUUGCUUCUCAAGAAAAAUUCAUUAUUUAGCUGAUAAAUUCCAAACGACUGUAGAAGAAGAAGAAGAAGAAAUCAGGAAAAUCGAUCAAUGGCUCCUCCCGCAGACAUCGAGGAUGAGAUCAAGGACGAGAAGAAUCCUAGACCUCUCGAUGAAGAUGAUAUUGCCCUUCUCAAAACUUACGUAUGAUUCCUUUUCUCUUUUUUGUUUCACUCUUUUAACUUCAAAACCCUAAUUUUCUUUGUUAUCUAAGAUUAGCGUCUCUUGGUUCCGGCGCAAGAUUGGAUCUUUUGUUAUCUUGCUUAGUUUUCUGUGUUUAGGGUUGGGUUCAUGGUUGGAACUGAACGAUUAGAGUUUUGAAUUGCCUGCAAAAUUGGAUCUUUUCAGCUUUAUUAGUAUCUUUUUCUUUUUUUAUUAAAUGCGCUUUUCUGAAAAUAUUUGGACUUGUUGUGGCUGAUAAGGUUGGGAUGUAGGGACUUGGUCCGUAUUCAACAAGCAUAAAGAAAGCUGAGAAGGAAAUUAAAGAAAUGGCGAAGAAGAUAAAUGAUUUAUGCGGUAUCAAGGAGUCAGACACUGGCUUAGCUGCCCCUAGUCAAUGGGAUCUUGUUUCCGAUAAGCAAAUGAUGCAGGAGGAGCAGCCUCUGCAGGUGGCAAGAUGUACGAAAAUUAUCAAUCCAAAUACCGAGGACGCUAAAUACGUUAUAAAUGUUAAGCAAAUUGCAAAGUUUGUUGUUGGAUUAGGCGACAAGGUUUCACCCACGGAUAUUGAAGAAGGCAUGCGAGUUGGUGUGGACCGGAAUAAAUACCAAAUCCAGAUUCCAUUGCCUCCAAAGAUUGACCCAAGUGUCACUAUGAUGACAGUUGAAGAAAAGCCGGAUGUCACAUAUAAUGAUGUUGGUGGAUGUAAGGAGCAGAUUGAGAAGAUGCGAGAGGUUGUUGAGCUGCCUAUGCUUCACCCUGAAAAGUUUGUUAAGCUCGGAAUUGAUCCUCCCAAGGGGGUCCUCUGUUAUGGUCCACCUGGUACUGGUAAAACUCUUUUAGCUAGGGCAGUAGCCAACCGAACCGAUGCAUGUUUCAUCCGUGUCAUCGGAAGUGAGCUUGUCCAAAAGUAUGUUGGAGAGGGAGCUCGGAUGGUUCGUGAAUUGUUUCAGAUGGCACGGUCAAAGAAAGCUUGCAUUGUGUUCUUCGAUGAAGUGGAUGCCAUUGGGGGUGCACGGUUUGAUGAUGGCGUCGGUGGAGAUAAUGAGGUUCAACGUACUAUGCUUGAAAUUGUGAAUCAGCUUGAUGGAUUUGAUGCCCGUGGGAACAUUAAAGUUCUGAUGGCUACUAACAGACCUGAUACUCUAGAUCCAGCUUUGUUGCGACCUGGUCGAUUGGAUCGUAAAGUUGAGUUUGGUUUGCCAGACUUGGAGAGCAGGACACAGAUUUUCAAGAUUCACACCCGGACAAUGAAUUGCGAGAGGGAUAUCCGUUUUGAACUUCUUGCACGGCUCUGCCCGAAUUCAACUGGGGCGGACAUCAGGAGUGUGUGCACUGAGGCUGGGAUGUAUGCAAUUCGAGCGAGGAGGAAGACAGUAACCGAGAAGGACUUUCUAGAUGCGGUGAAUAAAGUGAUCAAGGGGUAUCAGAAGUUCAGUGCUACACCAAAGUAUAUGGUGUACAAUUAAAAUAUUGAACUUUUCGGGUUUCUAAAUUGGUUGUUGACCAUAAGAUUCAUGCUCCUUUGUUCUGUAGGCUGUAGCCUCUCUUCUUAUUUAUUGUGGGCACCCUUUCUGGUUUGUAAUUGUGUACUAUUGUUUUUUUUUUUUUAAUGAAAUAUUUGCAGUAGAGAACUGUUAAAAAGAUUUGCAUUGAUAUCAGGAAUCAUCACCUUAAUACUGCAUUUGCGUGAUCAGAUCAGCUGCUAUUGUGUUUCCAACUUUUUCAUCGAUAAGUGAAGUGCAUAAAAGCCUCAAAUAUUUGACUAGCUAUAUGUCAAUUUUAAGCAA
Molecule: messenger RNA, 2077 nt
Organism: Oldenlandia corymbosa var. corymbosa
Lineage: Eukaryota; Viridiplantae; Streptophyta; Magnoliopsida; Gentianales; Rubiaceae
Source: the annotation of a GenBank genome assembly